CGGUAUGUCGUGGUUAAUAUAUAACGCUCAGAGCACACUUGCACUUUGUUUCCCCAAAUAAUAGAUGGCGAUUUCAGACGCAGUCUUGCCCAAGCUGAAUGCUCAAUCACCCAAACCUUCCCAGACUGGAAUUAUGGUGGUACACAAAAUGAAGAUGGGAUUUAUUUUUAUUCUAACCUACAUGUGCUUCCUCACUCCUGCCCACCAAGCACAAAUUCCAAGGGCCACCAUCUCAGAUCUCUCCUUCAAAAAUAUGGACUUUGCCAUGAACCUUUACAAAAAAAUAUCCAGUUACCAUGACAAGAACAUCUUUUUCUCACCUCUGAGCAUCUCUACCAGUUUUGCUGCUCUCCUAAUGGCUUCUGACGGUGUCACACACGAGGAGUUACUCAAGGGUCUCAACCUGGAGCAGCUGGAGAGGGCUAACCAGCCAGAACUUAUCCCAAAACUUUUCCAACUCCUUCAUGAGAACAUCACACAGAAUGGAUCCGUGAAAAUGGACCAAAGCAUGGCCCUCUUUAUGCACCGUCAGUUUGAAGUAGAGAAGGAAUUUGAAGACCACAUCAAGACGUUUUUUGAUACUGAGAUCAAAACUGUGGACUUUGCAGAUACAAAAGGGAGUAUCAGGUUCAUCAAUGAGUACAUCAAGCAAAAGACUGAGGACAAAGUGAGAGAGAUGAUUUCUAGCCUGGGUGCAGAGAUCCAGCUCAUGUUGAUCAACACAAUUUUCUUCCAGGGAGCCUGGCAGAUACCUUUUAACCCCGAGACCAAUUUAAGUGCACCCUUCUACAUUGACAACUAUAAUGUUGUGCAAGUGCAAAUGAUGGUCAAGGAGGAUAAGUUCUACAUGAUGGAAGAUGUUUCUCUUGGAGCCAAAGUGCUGAAGCUACCGUAUCGGGAAGGUGUUGCCAUGCUUAUCCUGCUACCCAACAAAAGCAUCGAUUACACUGUAAUUGAUGAUGAGAUCACUGCUGAGAAGUUCCUCAGCUGGGUCAGACGGCUGCAAAAAACCAAACUGGAAGUCACCAUGCCCAAAUUCAAAUUGGAACAGUCGUAUUUCCUGCACAAUCUUCUACCAGAUAUGGGCAUGGCCAGUAUUUUUAGUAAUUCAGCCAAUUUGACAAGGCUGAGUAAGGAUGGAGGCGUCAAAGUGUCAGAGGUGCUGCACAAGGCUGUGAUUGAGGUGGAUGAGACAGGGACCAUUGCAGCAGCUGCCACAAUAGCUGGCAUUACUCCAUAUUCCUUACCCAGGAUUUUCCUCAUCAACAGACCGUUUUUCUUCUUCAUUUACCAUGAAGACACAAACUGUCUGCUGUUCAUGGGCAGGGUGAUUGACCCCACCAAAAACUAGUAGUUCUGAAAUGCUUACACAUGACAUUGUGUUUAUUCAGGCUUCCAAAAGGCUUGAUGGUUUGAAAUGCUUGUUUUGGUCUGUUCUGUAAAACGCCAUUUAUAUGAGAUGAAUAUUAAUAAAGACUUACAUUGAUGCGCCUUUCUUUGGGAUUAAAUCAAUAACAAAUCAUUCCAACUCUCAAAUGCUGAUGUGUGUAAAGCUCAAACUAAAUGAGAAUCGUAGUGGGUACAUAAAUGAGACAUCCACAGUAAUACACAGUAAUUUAAAAAUAAAUUACUUAUGUAAUUUUUAAAGGGUUUUAAAGUUGUAACUAAUGACUUUAUUAAUGAUUAAUAAAUCUUUUACUCAUGCGUAAUAGAUAAGAUAAGCAGAACAAGAAAGAGAACAAUUUUUGGGUUGCCAGGAUUUGAAAAAUCUCUGGCUGGUAUACAAAUAUGCAAAUAAACUUGCCUUGCUUUGCCUUAGUGCCCCCCCCCCAC
Molecule: messenger RNA, 1833 nt
Organism: Xiphias gladius (swordfish)
Lineage: Eukaryota; Metazoa; Chordata; Actinopteri; Istiophoriformes; Xiphiidae
Product: protein Z-dependent protease inhibitor
Exons: 5
Coding region: 65-1351 (428 amino acids)
Biological process (GO): blood coagulation; negative regulation of endopeptidase activity
Molecular function (GO): serine-type endopeptidase inhibitor activity
Source: RefSeq, a predicted model, not a curated record